AUGGGAACACCUGAUCCAUGUGCCGGAAGCCCCACAGGCCGGAAGCCCCACAGGCCGGAAGCUAGACGGCGGCCCCUCCCAGGCCUACGGUGCAAGCCUCCAUGUGUGUUAUGGCGAGACCAGCUCUCUGAAAUGGCCGCGUCCAUGCAAGAACAUUUUAAGUCACUGGACCUUGCAGAAUUUGCUAAAAAGCAGCCGUGGUGGUGCAAGCUGUUCGGGCAGGAAUCUGGGCCCGCAGCUGAAAAGCAUAGUGUGGGAACCCAGCUGUUAAUCGGAGGUGUCACUGGCUGGUGUGCGGGUGUCAUAGUCCAGAAGGUGGGAAAGUUGGCUGCAACAGCUGUGGGAGGAGGAUUUGUUCUCCUUCAGAUUGUAAACCAUACUGGGUACAUCAAGGUGGACUGGCAGCGAGUCGAGAAGGACAUGAUGAAAGCCAAGGAACAGCUGAAGACGCAUAAGAGCAACCACAUAUCUACAGAGAGGAAAAGCAAAGCUGAGGCGAUGGUGUCAGUUGUGAAGGAGAACGUUCUAGUGACGGGUGGAUUUUUCGGAGGCUUCCUGCUUGGCAUGGCAUCCUAA
Messenger RNA from Molossus molossus (Pallas's mastiff bat), 576 nucleotides. RefSeq names its product FUN14 domain-containing protein 2-like. Lineage: Eukaryota; Metazoa; Chordata; Mammalia; Chiroptera; Molossidae. The record is from RefSeq and is a predicted model, not a curated record. The coding region runs from base 1 to 576 and encodes 191 amino acids. The transcript has a single exon. Gene Ontology annotation, cellular component: mitochondrial outer membrane. Gene Ontology annotation, biological process: autophagy of mitochondrion.